Molecule: messenger RNA, 1346 nt
Organism: Aspergillus pseudonomiae
Lineage: Eukaryota; Fungi; Ascomycota; Eurotiomycetes; Eurotiales; Aspergillaceae
Product: pectin lyase fold/virulence factor
Exons: 7
Coding region: 351-1346 (331 amino acids)
Biological process (GO): cell wall modification
Molecular function (GO): pectinesterase activity
Source: RefSeq, a predicted model, not a curated record
GCUGGGCCUGCUCUCUUUUGGAUUAAUUGGGUUGAUAUUCGCUCUAAUUAAGAAGAAGUGGCCGAGAAAUAAAAAUUGGAGAAGGAGCUGGGCCCACUAGCUCUAAAGAAGCUUCUUUAACAGCCGGACAAAUUACUUAACGCCCUUAGCCAUUUCACAUAUAGUUAUCUAGGUUCUGAGGAACCCCCACCGGUGUCUCCACUAGGAGGUCCUGAUCGAUCUCAAUCAAUAGGGCAUGAUGGAACACGCGUAAGACAUGCUUCCCUAUAAAAAUAGGGUACCCUCGCGCCCUCUAGUUCCUCCAUCAAUAGCAAACUUAGAUUCGCCGAUCUUUUUUCCUCGUAGCAAGCAUGGUGAAAUCACUUUUGGUGUCCUCUCUCUUUGCCGCGUCGGCCCUGGCCGCGAGCCGUAUGACAGCUCCUGCCGGUGCGAUCGUUGUAGCCAAGUCUGGGGGUGAUUAUGCCACGCUUGGUGCCGCCGUGAAUGCCCUGAGCACCACCGAGACCGCGACGCAGACCAUCUUCAUUGAGGAGGGUACCUACGACGAACAGGUGUACAUCCCAUCGUUGACUGGGAAGCUGAUUAUCUACGGUCAGACGGAGGACGACACCACCUACACGGGCAACCUUGUCAACAUCACUCAUAACAUCAGGCUAGCUGACGUCGCUAACGAUGACGAAACCGCAACUAUUCGCAACCACUCCCCCAACUCGUCCAUCUACAACCUCAACAUUAUCAACUCAUGCGGUCAAGUCUGCCACCAGGCCUUGGCCGUGAGCGCCUACGGCAAUGGCCAGGGAUACUACGGAUGCCAGUUCACCGGAUACCAGGAUACACUUCUCGCUCAGAGUGGAAAUCAAAUCUACGCCCACACCCUCAUCGAGGGUGCUGUUGACUUCAUUUUCGGCCAGCACGCCCGUGCCUGGUUCCAUGAUUGCGACAUCCGUGUGCUGAAGGGCCCCAGCUCCGGCUACAUCACCGCCAACGGCCGCUCCUCCGAAACUGACUCGUCCUACUACGUGAUUCACAAGUCCUCCGUCGCCGCCGCUGAUGGCAAUGAUGUCCCCUCGGGUACCUAUUACCUCGGCCGCCCCUGGUCCCAGUACGCCCGCGUUCUCUUCCAGGAGACUUCCAUGACCGAUGUGGUCAACCCUGCCGGCUGGUCUGAAUGGUCCACUACCAAGGCUAACACUGAGAAUGUUACCUUCGCUGAGUAUGGUAACACUGGUGCUGGCGCAAAGGGUACGCGUGCUAGUUUCGCUGAAAAGUUUAGCGAGCCGGUUUCUAUCUCAACCAUUUUGGGCUCGGAUUGGACACAGUGGGUUAAUACUAGCUAUGUCAACUAA